Molecule: messenger RNA, 858 nt
Organism: Gossypium raimondii (Peruvian cotton)
Lineage: Eukaryota; Viridiplantae; Streptophyta; Magnoliopsida; Malvales; Malvaceae
Product: ribonuclease 2
Exons: 10
Biological process (GO): RNA catabolic process
Cellular component (GO): extracellular region
Molecular function (GO): ribonuclease T2 activity; RNA binding
Source: RefSeq, a predicted model, not a curated record
AAAAAGAGAAAAAAAAAAAAAAAAACGAAGAAAAUGGCGUCCCUCUCUGCCCAAAUCCCUCUCUGCUUGGCCUUAAUGAUGGCUGCCUGUUUGAUGAUAGGCAUCAAUGGAAGCAUAGAUGGAGCUCAGAGGGAGUUCGAUUACUUUGCUUUGUCUCUUCAAUGGCCCGGCACCAUCUGCCACAAGACUCGCCAUUGCUGCUCCUCCAAUGCCUGCUGCCGAGGCUCAAACUCUCCAACUGAAUUUACCAUUCAUGGUUUGUGGCCGGAUUAUAAUGAUGGAACCUGGCCCUCCUGUUGUUACCGAUCUCAGUUUGAUGUCAAAGAGAUUUCAACAUUGCUUGAUGCACUUGAGAAGUACUGGCCAUCGUUAUAUUGUGGCAAAUCAUCAACUUGCUUCAGUGGAAAAGGGUUAUUUUGGGCUCAUGAGUGGGAGAAGCAUGGAACUUGCUCAUCUCCGGUUAUUCGAGAUGAAUACAGCUACUUUAUAACAACCCUCAAUGUUUACUUCAAAUAUAAUGUCACGAAAAUACUGAAUGAAGCUGGAUAUGUUCCUUCUAAUAGUGAAAGGUAUCCUCUUGGAGGCAUUGUCUCUGCCAUUGAGAAUUCUUUCCGGGCAACACCAGAAGUGAUUUGCUCAAAAGAAGCCGUGGAGGAAAUUCGUUUAUGCUUCUUUAAGGAUUUCAAGCCUCGGAACUGUUUGGCUUCAAAGACCUCAUGUCCCAAGUAUGUGAGCUUGCCAGCCUAUGUGUCGAUGGGAAGGGAAGCAUCGGAAUCUGAGAUGGCAUAGAUCUUAUGCUGCAUUUUACGUGGCUGUAUCAGGGUUCCUCCAUCAAACUCUUCACCUUGUUUCAUUUAA